This is a messenger RNA of Anguilla anguilla (European eel), 1975 nucleotides long. RefSeq lists its product as uncharacterized. Bases 603 to 1115 code for a protein of 170 amino acids. Lineage: Eukaryota; Metazoa; Chordata; Actinopteri; Anguilliformes; Anguillidae. The record is from RefSeq and is a predicted model, not a curated record. The transcript is spliced from 5 exons.
GUUUUUUAGCUAAACACUCCGAGUCAGACACCGGCUUGAGGGAAUUUGGUCUGUGUAAUGGAUAGCCUGUCUGUGAUUUUUCCGCAAGCCACUCUUGGAGUUCACUGAGCUGGUAACCAGCCAAAAAUGAGACGCAGUGAAGGAAGAUUCGCUAGAGAAGUCGUGUGUAUCGAGAUAGUUCAGUAUUUUCUCCUUGACAUGGAGCUUGUGUAAUUAUGUGGGCUCUAAUGACAUGCAAUUAACAUGUGAUUGAUCUAACAUGUGCUACGAUAUAAAAUGAAAAAGUAAGAUCGAAGUUGAAAAACCUACAUAAAAAUAGGCUGCACUUGAAAAAAGAUCAAUCCCUAAAAUGGCCAAAACAAUGGCCUUUUAAGAAAUAGUUUUUGUAAUUUCGCUAUGCGACCUACAGGGUCCCUAAACCGGUCGGUCCUGUUAGGUUCCCAGUAAAACAGAAAAUGGCAUAAUUUGAUUUGUGCUGCUUCCUUUGGAGUGACGCACAUGACGGUCCUGUGAUCGCUUUUCAUAAAAGUACGCGUUAGAACGUUUGGUUUUAGAACAGUGUACUAGACCUGACACCGUGGAGAAUCCACGAGGAUCUUAAUAUGAACAGAAUCACCAUGCGCGUGGAAACCUGUCUCUUCGUGUCCGCUCUGCUUUUAGGAGCAUCCGUCCCUUCCACCGCUGGACCGCUCCACGCGCAGUGCAAAGUAGAAUGGUAUUUUGGGGUGCCCUGCGGGGCGGUCUACGUGGCCCUGGUGAAUCAGAUAAAGAAGUGGGCCACCAUCAGCAGCUGUGCAAUGGGAGGGGAGAAGUGUCUCUACACCCUGCAGUCGGCUAGCCUGCACUUCAUUGCAGCUAAGCACACGGUACCACUGAGGAAGUAUGUGGAUGACCUCAGCUUCCGCCUGGUUCCCUACAAGCUGUUCACCCACUGCCGUGUGGCGGCCAUGUCUGUUUCUGAAACCUGGUAUGCCAUCCGUGACCACGGCACCAACUACUGCAACCUCUACAACCUCAUAGAUGGUAGCAGGCUUAACGAGGCUCCUGGGUACACAGAGAUUACCAGCGAGUUCAUCUGCACUCAGCGAUCAUCUGCUAACUGUACAGUGUACUGAGAAUGAUGGCAUCAUAUGUAUGGUGCACUGGCACUGAGACUGCUAAAUAUGUUAUACUGGCACUGAGACUGGUAAAUGUGUCCUACUGGCACUGAGACUGCUAAAUAUGUUAUACUGGCACUGAGACUGGUAAAUAUGUUAUACUGGCACUGAGACUGCUAAAUAUGUCCUACUGACACUGCUAAAUGUCAUAUUGUCACCUCCAACUGAGGUUGAAAAUCCAAGUUAAGAAAGUUAAAGUCCUCCCCAGUAUUUUGUUCCAAUCACCUGGAUUUGCUAAUUGGCACAAUUCUUCCGUCAGCAGGGAGGGAGCUGGGCUGAGCUCAUGGGUGGAAGAAAACACACGGCCGGACUUUUACUUUCUGACCCCUGGACUUUCCACCUCUGCACACCCACCUCACCUACUUCAGCUCUAUAAAUACAGUCAGGCGGGCUGCCAGAGCCCCUUUACCCAAACGCGCCCCCCGCUUGCAUUAUGAAACACAUUUCUCAUCCCCUCCCCACCCCCAAAACCCUUUGACAAUGGUGACGAGAAGGAGAAGGAGGGCGUGCAUCAUUGUGUCAGGAAAUAAUCACGGUUUGCGGUUGUGCUUGGCCUUCCAGUUAAUGUCUUAGAGACAUUUUUUUCCCCCAGUAAAUGAAUUUAGCGCGUGUUUGAUGACAGACAUUGUGAAAAUUGCGCUCCGCUGUCCUCAGGUAGCUCCUGGCCGAUGGCUUAACUUUGUUACGUGUGCUCUGUACCACAUAUUUUGUUUUAGUUUUUUUCGCUGGUCUUGAUUUCACGCACUGACAUGUUUAGGAUGUUUUUGUUCCCCCUGAAUCAAUAAAUUGCCCAAUAAGACCCUGCAACUUGGAGUGGA